This is a messenger RNA of Delphinapterus leucas (beluga whale), 927 nucleotides long. It is a transcript of the gene OR4B1, whose product is annotated as olfactory receptor family 4 subfamily B member 1. Gene Ontology annotation, molecular function: G protein-coupled receptor activity; olfactory receptor activity. Gene Ontology annotation, cellular component: membrane. The record is from RefSeq and is a predicted model, not a curated record. Gene Ontology annotation, biological process: G protein-coupled receptor signaling pathway. Lineage: Eukaryota; Metazoa; Chordata; Mammalia; Artiodactyla; Monodontidae.
AUGGUGAGUAAAAAUAAUGUAACCGAGUUCAUUUUCACUGGUCUUUUCGAGGAUCCAGAGGUGCAGAGAGUGUGCUUUGUGGUGUUUCUUCCCGUGUACUUGGCCACGGUGGUAGGCAACGGCCUCAUUGUUCUGACGGUCAAAGCCAGUAAGAGUCUGCAUUCCCCCAUGUACUUCUUCCUUAGCUACCUGUCCCUGGUGGAAAUCAGCUAUUCCUCUACUAUUGUCCCUAAAUUCCUCAUGGACUUACUUACCAAGAUUAAAACCAUCUCACUGGAGGGUUGUCUGGCUCAGAUAUUCUUCUUUCACUUCUUUGGGGUCACUGAGAUCCUCUUGCUUGUGGUGAUGGCUUAUGACCACUCUGUGGUCAUCUGCAAACCCCUUCAUUAUAUUAACAUUAUGAAUCGUCAACUGUGUCAUGUAUUAGUGGCUGGUUCCUGGCUUGGGGGCUUCUUUCAUUCCGUAAUUCAGAUUCUCAUCACCAUCCAAUUGCCCUUCUGUGGUCCCAAUGUGAUUGACCACUACUUCUGUGAUCUCCAGCCAUUAUUCAAGAUUGCCUGCACUGACACCUCUGUGGAGGGGGUUAUUGUGUUGGUCAAUAGUGGCUUAAUUGCUCUGUGCUCCUUCCUCAUCUUGGUGACCUCCUACAUUGCCAUUCUCGUCAACUUGAGGAACCAUUCAGCAGAGGGAAGACGCAAAGCCCUCUCCACCUGUGCUUCUCACAUCAUGGUGGUCAUGUUCUUUUGACCUGCCAUCUUCUUCUACAUGCGACCCUCCUCCACCUUCACUGAGGAAAAACUGGUGGCUGUGUUCUACACAGUGGUCACCCCCAUGCUGAACCCCAUCAUCUACACAGUCAGAAAUGCAGAGGUGAAAAUCGCUAUGAGGAGGUUGUGGGGCAAAAAGGAGAACUCAGGGGUGGAGUGA